Dermacentor albipictus is the source of this 7483-nucleotide messenger RNA. RefSeq lists its product as uncharacterized. Gene Ontology annotation, cellular component: plasma membrane. The record is from RefSeq and is a predicted model, not a curated record. Gene Ontology annotation, molecular function: metalloendopeptidase activity. Gene Ontology annotation, biological process: protein processing. Lineage: Eukaryota; Metazoa; Arthropoda; Arachnida; Ixodida; Ixodidae.
CGUCGUCAUCACCUUCACGAGCGUGCUUCCGCGUGGGACCAGACUCGCGAACCAGGAGGGAACGAUGCCGCAGGUCGUGUCCCAGCGUCGCCUCUCGCAUCUGCUCGCAGAAGACCCCUCGGCUUCGAAGAUGCCGCGAAGCCGUUCUCGAAUUGUUGCGCAGUCCAUGGCCGGGGCGCCAAACGAGGCGACGCGACCGUCUGAGAGCCACCGGAAACCGCUACGUGCUACGACGGCCGUCUCAGCGCCGCAGGAUAAUGAACCGCUGCUUGAAGCGGAACAUCUCAUCAGUGGUACUGCCGAGAGGCCCCAGCUUAUCGGCCAGAAGGCGAUGCCGCUUCCCACGGUGACAGAUAUGCAGCCUGCAGUAAACUACGAAAGCCUAAAUGUCCCGCCUGGCACUCAGGUCGUGCCUUCCCAGGGAGAUGUAGCGUGUUUUUCGUCACGGGAUCCGCCCCCGCCUUGGCCACCAUGGUACACACCAUACACAGCGCCGGCCUUGAGCCAGAGCACAUCGAGUACCUCUACAAUGUCUCCUCAGAGCAGCAGUGAUAGUCAAGACAGGCGCAUGGAGGCGCUGUUUUCGGUGUCCGAUAGCACUCGGGCCAGAAGCCGAGCAGCGCGUCGCUCUAUAUCUGCGAUGGACUCCACAAUCAGCUACGACAGCUUCGGGCGGACGCGAACUAUGGACAGCUCUUCUCAGGAAAAGCGCACGCGUGUCGAGGUCUCUGUAGGUGCCGGGCGCCCCAGUAUUGGCAGCGCAUUUGCCUCUACGAUUCGCGCCGUGAUUGAAACUAUACUUCCACGAAGCCAGAAUCGCGAAAUGACCAUUGAAACAACUUUUAGACAUGGUCACGGUGCUGUUGCAAGCGCGGAGGAUAGAAGCGACAGCACUGGGUGUCACAACAUGCCGCCAUCACUUCCACCACCUGGACCGCCUCUCCAGCCAUUAGAAUCAUUCCCGAAGACCGAACCAAUUAAGGUCGCUGUCGCUAAGGGCUUGACUGGACAGCCCUCAGUGGAGAGCUUAGCGCCGGCCAAACAAGCUGCAACGACGACAGCUCCUUCGGUCUUCGGCUCAGCUGUCCCUGGCUUGGCUGUUCUCAGCCCGGCUAUCCACGGCACGACUCGACGAGGUUCGAAGGCUACUGCUCGACGUGGUUCCACUGCAACUGGCCCGGUAAUCUCCGGCACGACUGUCUCCGCUCCUGCUGUACCCGGCCGUACUGUUUCCCAUACUGCUGCUGCCCGGCCAGGUGCGGCUCGCCCGGCUGUUCCUGGCCCGGUUGUCCCCAGUACGGCUCGACGAGCUUCGAAUGCAACUGGCCCGGCAGACGCCGGGGUUGCUCGACGUGGUUCCAAUGUUACUGGCCCGGUAGUCCCCAGCCCGGCUGUCCCCGCACCGACUGUCCCCAGUACGGCUCGACGACCUUCGAGUGCUACUGGCCCGGCAGACGCCGGGGUUGCUCGACGUGGUUCCAAGGCCACUGGCGCGGUAGUCCUCGGCCCGGCUGUCCCCGCACCGACUGUACCCGACCAGACUGUUUCCCACACUGCUGCUCCCCUGCUAGGUGCCUCCCGCCCGGCUGUCCGGACACCGUCUCUUCCAGCCAUUGCUCUCCAUGCACCGUCUGAUUACGCCCCAUCUGGCCCUGCCUCAUCUAGCCUCACAGAGUCUGGCCCAGCCCAAUUUAUUACCGCUACUGCAGUACCGUCACCGUACGCCCAGCAAAAAACGGCGAGUGAACCUAUGCAUCAAAACGUUCAACUAAUUCCUGAGAACGUGUCGGCGGAACAAUUAACUGCCCUUAAUAGAGUUCUCCUCGAUGUUCCUCGGGAGUGGCUGCGAUUGCUUGGCGACAAAUCAAGGGGGGUGACAGCUGAAGCGAUGCCUCAUGUCGCAUUGCCUAGAACAGCGCAGAGUUCCCGGAGGUCAAGCGGUGUGCCAGCAAGUGCCGAUGUCGGUGCCACUACAGCAAAUUCCGCUUCGGUGGUGGCGACAAAUCUGCUCAAAGCACAACUUGCUACUUCAGAAGCACAGAAUGUGGCUCAAGCUCAUCCGGCUUCAGGUGGUGCACCAUGCGCAGCGGCAGAAGGGGUUCAGUUGCGGAAAUCUAUCACUUCCCCCGCUAGUGCGAGCGAGGCAGCUACGGCUCCCAUUUGUCCAUUAAUGGUGACGACAACUCUGCUGCACGAAGUUGCUAGUUUAGAGAACCAAUUAGCUGGAGGCGUUCCAGGAGUGGGCUGCGAUGUGAAGGCUUCCGGAGCGCCAUUGAAUACAAGACGUAUAUCAGGAGUUGGGCCAUCUACGUUUGUAGCAAAAGCUGCUGCUACGAAAUCUAGCGCGGAGAAAGUCUAUCCCCAAUCUGGUCAACAGGCUUUACCAGCCGUGCAGAGGCGGAAGUCUUCAGUGUCAAUGCCGUCAAAUGCCCCGGCAGUACCCGGUCAGCUGCAGAAAGCAGCGAUCGUAGGCGAGAGCCCAAAGGCGUCUUGCAAAGCAAGCACUCCAAACGUCGGAACUCGUAGUCGUCGGCCGUCCGUAAGUAGGGUCGGAAAAGCAGCGCCUAUUGGUAAAGACCAAUCGGUUCGAAGGAUAUCUACACCCGCAGUGGCGAACACAGCUCGAAAGCUAUCCACACCUACCACACCCGCAAUGGCGAGCACAGCUCGAAAGCUAUCCACGCGUACCACACCUGCAGUGGUGAGCACAGUUCAAAAGCUAUCCGCGGCCACCAUACCAGGAGCUGUCCCUCCGCACGCCACCCAGUUUCCAGCAAAAAAGUCUACGUCAGAGCCAGCUAUGUCUUCACCAUCAGUUUCAGCACCGGUGCGGCCCGCUUCGUCCGACACCGCCAUUACAGGGAUCAAAGCAAAAGUUCCUGUACCACUAGCAGUCGUUCCCGACCACCAUAGAGUAAGCAGCGUGGAAAUCUUGCAUCAGCUGUGUGAACAGGAACGCGCUGCAUUGCAACCACUUCAAACACAACGUGUUGGCGCCUGUCAAGGAAAUCACCACACCUUCGUCACAUCGGCCCUACAGAUAAAAAUUCGCCCCACUUCUUCCGGCACUAUGACUGCAGGGCCCAGUACGGCAGCUCAUGUGCAAGCACAACGCCUUGGCGACUGUCAGGGAAACCAGCACACCAUCGUGACACCAACCCUAGAGAUAAGAAUUCACCCCACUUCCUCUGAUACUCUGCUUGCAGGGCCCAAGACUGCAGCUCCUGUGCUUCCAGGAGUUGUCUUGGAAGUAGAGGGCUCAAACCGAGCAGGUGCUACUAUCAUGCACAAGGUACAGGAGCAGACAGGCGCCACAGGUUCACCCAUUGAAACUGUAUUACCUCUCGUGGUACACGAAACGGUGCAGAAAACCGCAAGCGCAGGCUCCAUCCACGCUCAGCCUUCCGUCAUGGAAACUGAGGUACUCCAAGUGACAGAAGAGGAAGCUGCCGUCAACAGUAAGCCUGAUCAUGCUCCUCAAACUGAGCAAGGCAUUGUGGCUUUGCCCCCGGAGGAACAUACUGCUCACGAAAUGGGAGGAGUGUUUCCUGUCCUCGAGGAACCCCCUCCUUCCGGCGCUGAAGAAAAACCACUCGGAGGUGACUCAUCAGUGGCACCCGUUGGCACUGCAGGUGCGUUACCCGGCGCACCUAUGCAAUGGCGCGGGCUGAGCCCAUCGGCCGCUGCGCCAAGUGCCGCGGCGCCUUCAUCUGUGGCACCGAGAUUUCUGCCCCGCCCUGAGCGUAUGCGAGGCCCGCCGCUGCUACAGGUCCGUUUCCCUAUAAUGCCUCCCGAGUGUCCACCUGGUAUCUGGAGAGGCUCUUUUCGCGGUGGUCUGGAGCAGCCAACACCGCGACAACCCUUUCCACGUUUCCGGCCGCCACCAAUGCGAGGCCCGCAAAGCGUUCAUCCACCGCAGCCAUUAACUCAGUAUGCUGAGAUCAAGUGGUCAGUGGUGACUGCUUGGAAAGUGCCUUUUUCAACCGGACCCUGGAGUCUGCUUAGGCGCAAAGCCAUGAUAAAUGAGCCGCUUCACGGUGGGGGAGAAGGCGCACUGGAUAAGUCACCACUGACAGCAAGAAACGUAGCAAAAUGUGGUGAAGGCGGACAUCUCACCAGAGGUAUGAAUUUUGAGGAUCCACUGACACAGGACCGAGAUAUUAAAUUGGAACGAAGCAGCACUGACAAUCUCGAAAUUUUUAGGAGGCCAUUAGGAGCGCUUCGCGAUGAAAGUCAGUUGGCGUCUGCUAAAACGGCUCUUGGGCAGCAGCCACUUGUUGCAUCAAUUGUGAGGAAAGCGAAGGGGAAAAUCAGCAUGACUGUAGAAUCACAUAAAGUUACAACUGCAUCAAAGAAAGGUAAAAUCAAGACUGCUAGACGAGAGCAAUCAAAGAUAACCCGUUCGGACGCCGCGCUGAAGGUUGCGCUGAAGGUCUUCACCCGUCAAGACCUAAAGACCGACUCACUGGACGAAGAAAGGCACUUGGAGCAGUCGAAGCCAGUAGCAGGCAAAUUAGAACCCAAUUUAGGACAUGUUGAAGCUAGCGACAGCCCUCAGGCUACAAAGCCUCAGCCGUCGACAAACCUUGCGUACAAACCACCAGCAGUAAUGACGCUCACUGAUGUGAGGGAAACGUACACAGUAAUAAUUUCUCCAUACGGGCCUUCAUGCCGUUCCCUACUUAUCGCAGUGGACGAAGUGCUGCGCUGUCCCGCUUCACCAGGUGCUCUUGAGUCUGUUGCAGAUGUAGUGAAGCGGACAAACGAUACGAAUGUCGCAGUGGACUCCAAUCUCGUAUCGAUGCUAGAGCAAGCGGCCACUCCUACUGCACCUUGCCGAGAAAACUCGACCUACACCUUUACCAGAAAGUCUUAUGAGUUAUUAGGACCCCAUACAAUGCAGCCUCCGCAAUCUGGCAGCAACACGCCGUCCACCUGCCUAGAAAAAGUGGGCACCUGUGGCACUGCGGGCAAAGAGGAAAAAAAAGCAGUCCACGAGGAGAAUAAAUCGCAAAAACGCACUAUUCAAACGACUGUCGAGGAGAAACUAGAUUGUGUUGGCGGGCGGAACCAAGAGGCGUUGGUAAAUACUGAAUCCCAAGAACAAAACGCAGAGAUCAAGCGAGUCCGUGUGAACCGACAAGAGUGCAGGGAGUCUCACGCGGCACCGACGUUCGUCGACGGAGGACCUUCAUGGUCCUUGCUUGGAUGCGCCAUAGGUCUCGUUGGUGGUAGUCUGAUGCUGCUGUUGGCCGUUAUCUACUCGCUGACGACUUCCGUUCCAUUGCUACCGACGACUCAAAUUUCACCAGAGACAUCUAGGGCGCCGGGCAUCAUCUACUGCUCUUCGCAGUUUUGCGACCGGGAAGGCGAUUAUGUGAAGACCUUGGUGAGUGCCAGUGGCAAAAGCGCUUGCGAGAAUUUUUACGAGUACGUUUGCGGAGCCUGGCCUCUGGCGCACCCGCUGUACAGUUCCACUGGCGCCGGCGCCGCUGUUUCCAGCGACACCAUUAUCCAGGACAGGCUCGAUGAGGAGCUGACGUCAUUACUCGCAUCCAGCACCGCGAAGGACGUCGGUAUUGCGGCUGGCGUAUACGAGGCGUGCGUAGAUCGCGACAAGGCCGACGAGGCGGCCAAUGACGUCAAGGCACUCUUCAAGACGUGGACGAUACGCCAAUGGCCUCGCGACAUGAAUGGAACGAUGAAAGACGUUUGGAACUUCGCCGGCGAGCUCUUUCGAGACCUUGGUCUGAGCUCCAUUCUGGAUGCGGUUUUAGCCGCUGCUUCCCAAUACUCUGACAACGCGAUCGUUGAGCUGCGAAAGCCGACUCACAUAUUCGUUUGUAGCGGCGCCUCGCGACCGCCCGUGAUAACGCUGUUUCGGGCCGCACUGCGCGAUUUAGCCUCGGAGUUUACGCAAGCCCCCAAGGCCGACAUUCUCGAAGAAACUACAAACGCUUUCAUACGGCUGGGAUCAAGUUCCGUGCGUCCCAGUGUAGUGGACCUCGGGGGUACGAAAUUCUCUGAACCCUCGGCCGCCGCUGUGAAACUGUCCGAGCUGGACGCAGACGUGAUACAUUUCCUAACCACGGCUUUCGACGGGGUCGCCAGGUUCGAACCCACCACCUCGGUCAUACUGAGGCCACCGAGAUACCUCCGUGUCUACUUGGCCUCCUUAACGCGGGAGUUGACGCCCCGCGCAAUCUUUAACUACAUGGGCUUCUUGGCCUUGGUUCACCUGUCAGCGUUCUUGCCAGAACGGCAUGUGCAUCUAAGGCAGCUGUUCGCCAAGAGCAUGCGCGGUCGUACGGUUCCCGACAUUUCUAAUUCGUCGGCAUUGUGCGCAAUGGCAGUAGAAUACGUUCUGCCGGCGUGCUUCGAGAAGCUGUCGUCAGACUUCUUUAGGGACGCCGAAUACGGUGCGCGCGUGCCAGAGAAGUUGUCGCAACUGGAGGACGCGUUCGCGCGCAACAUCGGCCACCUUGUGUGGAUCAGCGACGAGCAGGUCCUCGUUAACCGUUACCGAAUCAAGCGCCGGAGAGCCUCGCAAUUGAGUCCCGUGGCUAGCACGGGCGGCAAUGACUCCUGCGCGCCUUCGCUGGUGUCCUGGCGCACGGACAGUCCCGUGGAGUUCUAUCGAGCCGUAUCCCGGGCACAGCAGCAUGCCAGGUGGAGGCGCGUCGUUGCCGGCGGCACCGCGAUCAGCGACGCCCCCAUGCGGCCGUCUUCGGUGCGCCCCAGCUACGACCGGUCGCUGGGCCGCGUGCUGGUGCCGGCGGCCCUGUUCAACACUUCCGUGCCGGGCGACAGCACGGGCUUCUCGCUGCAGCUGGCGCGCUACGCGGUGCGCUUCUACCGCGCCCUGCUGGAAGCCCUGUUCCCGGACGAGCGGGGUGGCCACUUCCACCCAGACGAGGCGUCACGGCGCAGGCUCGAGGUGCUGUUGCAGUGCUUCGAGUGGGACUUGCGCGAGCUUCCCGCCGCGCUCCGAGGUCCCGUGGCCCCUGACCCCGCGACGUCGCGCGGAGCGGUCCUGCAGCAAACGGCGGCGCUGCAGUUGGCCUUUCGAGCCUUUCAAGAGCUGUGGCAGGUUCGACGAGCGUGGAACGUGGACUUCCGCUACCAGCGGCUGCCUGAGCUCUCUGCCGAGGCAUUGUUCUUCGUGUACUACGCUCUCGACAACUGCGAGAACAGCGACCUGGUGUACAAGGAACACCAGGGCCAUUGGCUACCCGCGGAGUACCGCGUGAAUCUACCGCUGCGCCACCUCGUGGAGUUCGCGCCGCUCUUCAACUGCUCGGCCGACACAAACAUGGGCCGUAUGAGCCUGGGACGCACAUGCGCUGUUGUUACACCCGACACGUGGAUGACUCGCGCGCCGGCCAAUGGUUAAAUGCCAUGUCGGGAUCGCUAGUGCAUUUCUUUCGUAUUUAUUUUCAUACAACCGCCUCACUUGGUGCAUUUAAAGGCUUUCGCAUGACUG